Messenger RNA from Salvelinus fontinalis (brook trout), 2078 nucleotides. RefSeq lists its product as uncharacterized. NCBI's taxonomy places the organism in Eukaryota, Metazoa, Chordata, Actinopteri, Salmoniformes, Salmonidae. The record is from RefSeq and is a predicted model, not a curated record. The transcript is spliced from 7 exons. Bases 813 to 1775 code for a protein of 320 amino acids.
UCCCCUCUAAUCAGGGACUGAUUUAGACCUGGGACACCAGGUUGGAGAUUCCCCUCUAAUCAGGGACUGAUUUAGACCUGGGACACCAGGUGGGUGAUUCCCCUCUAAUCAGGGACUGAUUUAGACCUGGGACACCAGGAGGGAGAUUCCCCUCUAAUCAGGGACUGAUUUAGACCUGGGACACCAGGAGGGAGAUUCCCCUCUAAUCAGGGCCUGAUUUAGACCUGGGACACCAGGAGGGAGAUUCCCCUCUAAUCGGGGCCUUAUUUAGACCUGGGACACCAGGUAGGUGAUUCCCCUCUAAUCGGGGCCUGAUUUAGACCUGGGACACCAUGUGGGAGAUUCCCCUCUAAUCGGGGCCUUAUUUAGACAUGGGACACCAGGAGGGAGAUUCCCCUCUAAUCGGGGCCUGAUUUAGACCUGGGACACCAGGAGGGAGAUUCCCCUCUAAUCGGGGCCUGAUUUAGACCUGGGACACCAGGAGGGAGAUUCCCCUCUAAUCGGGGCCUGAUUUAGACAUGGGUUAUAUUAGUAAUCAGGUAGAAGAGAAAACUGCAGAGUUGGUAGGGUCAGAGUUGAAUACCCACAGUAUUUUGGUUUAAUCUAAUAUGAGGAUACAGUACAGUACAGAGGAGAGGAGACGAGGAGGAGAAGUCACUACAGUCUACUAAGAGACAGCCCAGCCCAGCUAGGGGUUUGUGGUCUGUGACUCAAUUCCUGUCAGAGAGAGACGCUGAGGGGAAAAAUAGUUUACUUUCGUCUCUACACUUGUGACAGACUUGGUACUGUCCAAACACAUCAGGUGAUAAAUCAUGAAUAUGCCAUCGAUCUGCAUUCAGCUCUAUGUCCUGGGCCUCCUGGUGAUGAUGGGGUCCAGAGCAGAGGGAGUUUUGGGUGGAAAAGGCAGCAUGUCCACCAACUCCACCCCUACUGAUACCCCCUCUACAGCCAACCAUACCCCCUCUACAGCCAACCUGAACCCCUCUACAGCCAACCAGACUCCCUCAGCAGCCAACCAUACCCCCUCUACAGCCAACCAGACUCCCUCAGCAGCCAACGAGACUCCCUUAGCAGCCAACCAGACUCCCUCAGCAGCCAACGAGACUCCCUUAGCAGCCAACCAGACUCCCUCAGCAGCCAACGAGACUCCCUUAGCAGCCAACCAGACUCCCUCAACAGCCAACCAGACUCCCUCAGCAGCCAACAAGAUCGCCCAGACUACAUCGUCAGGGUUGACAGCCCUCAGCCAUUCACAGGGCUGGGAGUCCACUGGGACCACGGAAACCAUAUCAGCACCAGUUUCAACUACAAGAGGAAGUGACAUUGCAGGCUAUGUACUCCUGUUUCUCAUAUUGUUGGCUGUUGUCUGUCUGGUGGUGAUUCUCUAUAUCCUGAAGAAGAAGUCCAGGAGGUUCUCGUUUGACCUGCAGCAUCCAGGAUAUGACGACACCCCUCUCACCUGCAUGGAACAAUCCGGAACCUUCGAACCCAACAACGAUCAGGAGAUCUGGGAGUCUGAGAGAGAGGGUGGUGCUGAGACUCCCCAUGCUAUGAGCCCUGUAGCUAACGGCUCAGCUAUGGGGCCUGGAGAGACUGGGUCUACAGGGGAGAACGCAGAAGGAGAGAAGCAGGCUCAUGGUGAUAGUGAUGGAGACAGCUUCAACAACUUCUGCACCAGUGAUGUCACGCUGACUCCGCCCAUAAGAAGGGUGGGCUUUAGCCUGGACCUCGACUUGAGUGACAAGGUGUUACUCGGCUCCAGCCCUGACCUUUGACACUUGAGUGACAGGGUGUUACUCGGCUCCAGCCCUGACCUUUGACCCUGUAUGUUCAGAUAGCGUCUUCACUGAGAUCAAGACGUAAAUAGCACCUUUAUUUGAUCUAUAAAAUGUCAGAAUGUAAAAAGCUCCAAAUAAGUGUUUUACUGUCCUUCUGUAAGUUCUUGAUUAUAUAUUUUUUUAUUUUUUUAAAUUGUAAUAGUUUCUUUGUUAUUAAUUUUAGUAAUGUUUUGAGCGUGACAACACCAAGAGAGAGAUGCCAUGUCACGUGGUUUUAGAAUAAAAAUAUACUUCACGGAG